Messenger RNA from Orbicella faveolata, 559 nucleotides. RefSeq names its product small ribosomal subunit protein uS19-like. Gene Ontology annotation, biological process: ribosomal small subunit assembly; translation. Gene Ontology annotation, cellular component: cytosolic small ribosomal subunit; ribosome. The record is from RefSeq and is a predicted model, not a curated record. NCBI's taxonomy places the organism in Eukaryota, Metazoa, Cnidaria, Anthozoa, Scleractinia, Merulinidae. Gene Ontology annotation, molecular function: structural constituent of ribosome; RNA binding.
GGCUAGAAAAAAAUGUUUCCGUGAAGUCCUGGGAACAAUUUCUUCACGUCCUUUUCCUCCUUUGCUCGAGCAAGAAGGCAGUCAUGUCUGAACAAGAACAGCCGAAGAAGAAGAGGACUUUUCGUAAGUUCACCUAUCGAGGUGUCGACCUCGACCAGCUUCUUGAUUUAUCUCAUGAUCAACUUAUGGAGUUGGUUCACUGCCGUGCCAGGCGAAGAUUUUCUCGUGGACUCAAAAGAAAGCCGGUGAACCUUAUGAGAAGACUGAGAAAAGCGAAGAAGGAAGCUGCCCCGAUGGAGAAACCCGACGUUGUAAAAACACAUCUGAGGAACAUGAUCGUUCUUCCAGAGAUGAUCGGGAGUAUGGUUGGUGUUUACAACGGCAAAACUUUCAACCAAGUGGAAAUCAAGCCAGAGAUGGUUGGACAUUAUCUUGGAGAGUUCUCCAUCACAUACAAGCCUGUCAAGCAUGGCCGACCUGGUAUUGGUGCUACUCACUCAUCUCGCUUCAUCCCUCUGAAGUAGUGAACCAACUUGCAAUAAAAUAUAUUAAGCUGUUA